Messenger RNA from Fusarium vanettenii 77-13-4, 501 nucleotides. RefSeq lists its product as uncharacterized. The transcript has 4 exons. The coding region runs from base 1 to 501 and encodes 166 amino acids. The record is from RefSeq and is a predicted model, not a curated record. Lineage: Eukaryota; Fungi; Ascomycota; Sordariomycetes; Hypocreales; Nectriaceae.
AUGUGCAACCAGGCUCUGAGGGCCGAGCCUCUAAUUCAAGCUGACGUGAGAACCCACCACCCCAAAGCCAUCUUUUCGGGCUUUCAAGCUGUCAGUUCUCUCCCCUGCAAUCUUAACUGCCCGUCUUUACCGUGGCAAGUUGAAGAUGAUAGAUCUCUGCCGAUUGUUUGUUGCGAAGAGAAGAUGGCGACGUGUUGCGAUACGAGUGGCGUUCCGCCCAACUUGCCUGAGAACACUCUGACAAGACACCUGCAGGUCAGACUAAUGUUAGCAAUCUCACUCUCUCUUGGUAGACGGCAAAUGGAGCCCGCCGUUAUCGUGAGUGGGACUCAGGGGAAGACAACGAAGCCUGCCACAGAAGGUCUGACGAGGCAACUUCCAGAAAACAAUUUGCACGCAAUCAAAUUUGAUACAAAAGAAGAUAGACGCGACACGGCCUUUGAGUGUUUGGCAUAUGGACCUGCCAAGUGUAUUGGCUCAGCCUUUGCAGCGAGGGUUUGA